AUGGAGAUUCUUUUCAAGCUAAUGACAUUUUCAUGGUCAAGUAGGGAUAUCCCAAAAGCUACCACACCGUACGAUGCCACGGCUGCGAAGGCCCCCCCAAAGAUCGCGCCGGGAAGAAGAGAGCUGAAUGGCGCGAACAAGGCCAUUCAAAAAGCUCGGAGAUUUAACGUCUUCCUGAUCAAUAUGAAGAAGACAAAUUUGGAUACGUUCAUUGGCAGAUACGCAGACCGGCAGCCACUCACCUUUCUGAUGCCUCGCGACGAAGCGUUCUCCGCGCUUCCAGCCAACAUCCGCCAGCAGUUAUCCGGCAAGAAGCUGGUGCAGCUCAUACAGUACCAUAUGCUCAUGGAGAAGGCCGUGAGGAUAAGUUCCGUUAGGUAUGCCACUCCGAACACAGCAAGCGUCAUUUCCGGUGAUAUUGGCGGGAUGAACACCUUCCUUCGGUUUGCUUGCCAUGGGAUUGACAAAGUUAUCAUCCCUCCUGGGGUUUUCACUUGA
Closterium sp. Yama58-4 is the source of this 498-nucleotide messenger RNA. Lineage: Eukaryota; Viridiplantae; Streptophyta; Zygnematophyceae; Desmidiales; Closteriaceae. The record is from the annotation of a GenBank genome assembly.